Messenger RNA from Gracilinanus agilis (Agile Gracile Mouse Opossum), 862 nucleotides. It is a transcript of the gene TRIB2, whose product is annotated as tribbles pseudokinase 2. Gene Ontology annotation, molecular function: mitogen-activated protein kinase kinase binding; ATP binding; protein kinase activity. Bases 84 to 707 code for a protein of 207 amino acids. The transcript is spliced from 2 exons. The record is from RefSeq and is a predicted model, not a curated record. NCBI's taxonomy places the organism in Eukaryota, Metazoa, Chordata, Mammalia, Didelphimorphia, Didelphidae. Gene Ontology annotation, biological process: regulation of MAP kinase activity; positive regulation of proteasomal ubiquitin-dependent protein catabolic process; protein phosphorylation. Gene Ontology annotation, cellular component: nucleus.
CCCACAACAACAUCAACCAAAUCACCGAAAUUCUCCUUGGGGAGACCAAGGCGUAUGUAUUCUUUGAACGGAGCUAUGGGGACAUGCAUUCCUUUGUGCGAACCUGCAAGAAGCUGAAGGAGGAGGAAGCCGCCAAACUUUUCUACCAGAUCGCAUCUGCAGUCGCUCAUUGUCAUGACGGGGGACUGGUCCUUCGGGACCUCAAGCUUCGAAAGUUCAUCUUCAAGGAUGAGGAAAGGACCAGAGUAAAACUCGAGAGCCUAGAAGACGCGUACAUUCUCCGCGGCGGCGACGACUCCUUGUCCGACAAGCACGGCUGCCCGGCCUACGUGAGUCCGGAGAUCCUGAACACCAACGGCAGCUACUCGGGCAAAGCGGCGGACGUUUGGAGCCUGGGGGUCAUGCUGUACACCAUGCUGGUGGGACGCUAUCCUUUCCACGACAUCGAGCCCAGCUCCCUCUUCAGCAAGAUCCGGCGCGGCCAGUUCAACAUUCCAGAGACGCUGUCGCCCAAGGCGAAAUGCCUCAUCCGUAGCAUCCUGCGGCGGGAGCCCUCCGAGCGGCUAACCUCACAGGAAAUUCUGGACCAUCCUUGGUUUUCGACAGAUUUUAACGUCUCGAAUUCGGGAUAUGGUGCUAAGGAAGUAUCUGACCAGCUGGUGCCGGACGUCAACAUGGAGGAAGAUUUGGACCCUUUUUUUAAUUGAGCGCACUUCAAGACUCAGUUUCCAAGGUACGCAGUCACAUGAAGGAUCCCUCCUUGACUGAGUUCUACCUACCACCCGCAUCGGCCUAGCUUGGUAGCAAAAGAGGGACUCGCUCACGAGCUCCUGGGUGCCAGGAAGGAAGAUCCGCCCAGAGA